Haliotis rufescens (red abalone) is the source of this 390-nucleotide messenger RNA. RefSeq lists its product as uncharacterized. The record is from RefSeq and is a predicted model, not a curated record. The transcript is spliced from 4 exons. Bases 79 to 339 code for a protein of 86 amino acids. Lineage: Eukaryota; Metazoa; Mollusca; Gastropoda; Lepetellida; Haliotidae.
UGAUAACUAAAACAUAUAAAAAGCGUCUUAAUAUUUUGCUUGGCCUCUCACAUCUGAUAGGAAACGACUUUUACAACCAUGAAGUUCGCCAUCAUCAUCCUUGUGCUUCUGCCCCUUGCAUACUGCAACAUCCUCAGCCAGUUCUCCCACCUGUUUGAUGGCGCUGAGCUGAAGUCGAUUGUACAGAAGAUCUUUGACACGGUUGGUUCCGACGCCACCGAGGCUGCCUGUGAAUCAGAGUGCGUCGUCCUCGUCCACAAUAACGUCCUCUUGUCCAGCGGUUGCGACCUCGUUUGCAGAUCCUUCCAGUCCCUCGUCAGCCACUUCCACAUCGCCUAGAUCCGGGCACCGGUUCAAAAAUUGUUACACUAAUAAAACUGUAAAAAACUA